AUGAUUCUACGCAUGCAAAAUAUGUUUUUGAUUUCUGUCAUCUUUCUUUUCGCUAUCAACUCAGUGAUGGCUAAGAAAACGUAUGCAGCCUCAAAAUCGUCUCCACCGCAUAUUUUGUUCAUGCUAGCAGAUGAUCUCGGCUGGAUCGAUGUAGGAUUUCACGGAUCAAAAAUACACACUCCAAACAUCGAUUCCCUCGCUAAAGAUGGAGUUAUCCUGGACAAUUAUUAUGUCCAACCAGUUUGCACACCAGCAAGAGGAUCUCUUAUGACUGGAAGAUAUCCGAUACACACAGGUAGGGAAAAUACGAUUCACAAGACAUGGCCGGUAAUCCCGGUACUUUGCGAUAUAAAUUUUCAUCUUAUUUUCAGAAGACAAAUGGGGCCAAACAGGGUCAUACAUCCGGUUACAGAAAGGGAAACGAAAAUCAAUCUUGGGUGCGUUUGCCGAAUAAAUGAUUGCUGCCAUCACGAUUUUCAUAUCAAAAAUUAACAUCAAGCUUGUUGAUCUGUACUCGUUUCAGUCGUUUGCUGCUGAUUCGGCCUGCACCUGAAACGAGAAUGUGUGGCGAUGGAAAUCAAAUGCUAUGUUGGAGACAGAACGAUCAAAGGAUAGGUAUCUUUAAUAGCAGAUCUUCUCAAUAAGGGUAUUUUCAUUUCGGUAAAGAGACUGGCAGUAUACAAAGACCUGUCUAAUAUUAAAACAGCAAAAAUAACAUAACAUUGACGGACAUAAGGCAGUGUUUUCAACUGAAUACAGAAAACGUUCCAUCUUCUUCGUAUCUUCUUUAUCUGCGAUGUAAAUUUUUACGUGCCGUGGAAAACCCUUUUUAAUACCAUACCAACGUCUAAUUUUGGGAUAUUUUAUUGACUUUUAAUGAAUUUUGGAUGUUUACAUUGACCAGAAAAACAAACUAAUUUACACUUCAAUGCCGUGAGCUUAUGACGUGAUCCAUUGUAGUCAACUUGGGAGCGUUAUUUGGAAAUAAAUUUCGCUGAAUAUAGUUGCGAGGAUGAAGCCGGAUGAUGAAGUUCUAAUUUCAGGUCAUUUCAUAGUACUCUUCUCCAUAACGGUCCAUAACGUGCUGUGCCUGUAAAGGCUGGGAGCAUGGAAAGGCAAGCGAAAGGAGGACAUCAUGUGUUAUCCACAUGUAUUAUUUUUUUGGAGAGCGCAUUGUUUUUCUUUUCCAAGAAAAAAAAGUCACGUCCGCACAUCCGAACGUAUCGUUUUCGCCCGUCCAUUGCCUAGUCCCUAUGCCUCAUUAUUGUGCGUGACCGAUGCUUUUCGGGUCACGUGGUCCGAGAAAGCUUUUGGCUGUCUCCCGGCCGUUCAUCUCGGAUACGUCACCGGAAUGCAUUGACCGAGAAGGCCUGGAAAGACGCCGUACGGGGACCAGCCAAGCCCGUCUACACGCAACCGUUUUUGACUCGCGAUCGCCAAGCACUGAAUUUUACGUAAUCGAUCUCACUCGGAAUUUGUUUUGCUCUCCCCUCCCUUUUUGGGAGCUUUUGGGCCAUCCACCGUCUAUCUUUAACCCAUCUUCUUCGAAGCUGUCCCUGGGUCAUUUCUUGGACACUAACUCUGUGAUUUAUAAUAAGUUAUCAUCGUUUAAUUCGUUCUUUCUAUUUAAGCAGUUGUGGUGACAACAAUGACAAGCGGAUGCCUUUUACAUGCAGCACAAAACUCAAUAUGCCAUUUCCGAAUUGCCCUUAAGUCUCUGUUUCAAAGCGAGGCUAAUAGCCUACGAACCGCAGACGUAUUUCCGGUCGUCGCCUCUCUCCUUCCGAAAAAUAACGACAGUUUUUCUCGGCGAGUGAGACUAGCAGCUAAAACCGAAAAUACCGGAUGCUCUUGUAGGCUACAUGGCUAAGUGCAAGGCCAUUGAUAUGAAUCUCAUGCAAAUAAAACUCAUUUUCACAAGAGUUUUAAAGUGGGAGUCUUUGGAACUCGGAAAUGGCUUAAAGUCCCUAAAAGAUUUUGCCCCAUAGUCAACAAGUAAAUCAGCCAGAACAACAUACCGUAAAUCCUCUGUUAAGCCCCCCCUCUCUAAUAAGCCCCCCCUUUUCAGAGGAGGAAAGUUAAUAAGCCCCCCCUCCCCCUCCCCCAAUCCUUAUUCUCCACAAAAAAAUUAACGAUUAACGUGGACUGAUCAGUUAUGAUUUAUUCAUAAAAAUUGCCGAAGAACAUGAGGCCGAAAGCACAUUUUUGAAGAAUAAGAAUUUUGUUUUUGUUACUUUUAGGCUCCCACAAGUGAAUUAAAUACUUUUGACAGUGACUUUAAUUGUACAACGUGUAAGUUUGCUCUGUCUCAUACCACGGUAUUUUUGCUACAGGUGAUGCGUUUCGCUAAAUUAAAUAAGCCCCCCUCCUCUUUUAAGCCCCCCCUCAAAAGUGCUUGAAAAAAAAUAACCGCCCGGGGAGCUUAAUAGAGGAUUUACGGUAUACGUAUUUACCUAUAUAUAUAUGUUGAUGUUUUGGCCGUUUUUGCGUGAAGUGACAGAAAGUAACCUGGUUCGCUGUUCAAGGUAAUUAAAAUAUCUUAUUUUUUACAACAGACGUGAGUUGACAUUAUCUUUCUUUUCACAUUUACCAGGUCUUCAGCAUGGAGUCAUUCAUCCAUCAGAUCCAUUUGGAUUGCCGUUAGACUUUGAGACUCUUCCAGGACAGUUAAGAGAAGUUGGUAAGCGACCGAAAAGUAACUCUCACGUAACACUCUGUUGCUUCAUAUACCAGCUUAACGACCUUAACCCCUGCCACUGUCUUCAGAAAUGAACGUCUUUAUAAUUUUCUGAAUACACAGACCGGCUUGUACAGUCAGAAAACGUUGUCAAUGAGGAGCAUGAGCGGAAGAAUUGAAAUUGACACGGCACGCCAACAAUUCACUGGGAUCAUGAGAAUCCUCCCUCGAUAGCCUGCGUAGCAAUGGUUUCCAAUCGAGUUAUUGCGUGAAAGUUGGAGCGAGGGCAAAAGAAAUGGCUCUUUUUUGCUUUCGUCCCAAUUUUCUCGACGAAAUCGCGCGGAAACGCUUGCUACGCAACUCAAGCUACUAUUAGUGGCAUGCACUAUAGCCUUUCAAAUCAGAACAAGAAUUUGUUUUAAUACCUCAUUUAGAACAUGUUUGUCUCAUCUGUCAGCGUUAACAAAUAUAUGAAUGUCUCAAGGCUCGUUGAUCAGCGGUUCAUACAUUUUGUGACUGUUUCAAAAUACAGACCGUAGAGCUAGCUAUCUUUUAAUUUUUCGCCGAUGAUCAGCGGCGAGGUACUCAGUCCUUUCUGUAAAUGAACUUCACGUUUUGGGAAUGGCGAGCGGCUGGUUAUACGUAGUUCUAUCUGUACAAAGGAGAUUGAACUUCCAAAGUCGCCGAUGACCAGUGGUGAGGUAAUUCUGUGCCUGUAUAAAGAGGUACUCCAAAAUUCCCCGAUGAUCAAUUGCGUGGUAUUUCUGUCUAAGACUCAUUCUUCCUCAGGUUAUGCGACUCACUUGGUUGGAAAGUGGCAUCUUGGUUUCUACAAAUGGCCUUAUGUUCCUACGAAAAGAGGUUUUGACACCGCCUACGGAUUCUGGGACGGAGCUGAGGAUCAUUAUGGCCAUACGCGCGAUGGCGUGGUCGAUUUCCGCAACGGAACAAAACCAGUCACAGAUCUAGGUGGAAAAUAUGCCACAUAUGAAUAUGUUAAGGUCAGUAACAUUUUUUUGAAGCUUUUCUGAUGAACCAAUACAUGGGAUUUAAAGUAACUGAUAACUGAAGAUAUGACUGCAAACGGCUAGACCUUCGCGUGGCUUGGAUGACCACGUACAAUGGCGGUCCCGUCAACGUAAAAAAUUUUGUCCUGAAUAAACAAAUUAGUGCUCAAAUAUAUUCACACUCAAAUAAAGUGCUUUGUUGUUGUUGUUGUUGUUGUUGUUGCUGUUCUUUCUUCUUCUUCUUCUUCUUCUUCUUCUUCUUCUUCUCAGUCUUCUCUUUCUCCUUCAAGAAUGAGAUCAUAACAGACCGCAAUGUCUGGCGGUUACAUGCAGGCGUAGUGCUCGUUUUUAUAGGUCCAGCCGGUACGUGAGCUUAGUUCUAAAUAGAGCUAAUAUAUAGAUUUAGCCAGGGCUAACAGCGAAGCUCCAAUUUUAAUAAAUUUAUAAUUUAAAUCAAACAAUAAACUUUUAAUCCACAAAUCAUUUAACUUACGGGCACAUUCAUGUGACCUUUGAGGGAAAGGCUAAGUUAUUUUAGAGUGAAACAUCUUACAUCGAAUUGAUAACCUUAUAUGUACACCCAAAAAAUAGCAAACAUCUUCGAUCACAUUCAAGAUCACAGUAGAUUAGGCCUCGAAAACAAAUUCUUGGAAAACAAAUCACGCCAAAUUUUUUGCGUUCGACAGGUUUACUUUUUACAAAUUCUUGCCAACAAAUCUGGGGGUGUUUAAACCAACCUUUUAUAAUUUUUAUACACCACAUUUGAGGUGAAACAGUACUAUUUAUCAUACAGAGCUCGGACAGAAUGCGGUAUUUCACAAUUUUUCAAGACAAAUUGCACUCAGCCAAUAUUCAGGACGAGCCAAACCGUUCAAAAAUUUCAGAAAAUUUCCAAAAUCACCCAUACGGCCAGCUGGUUCUCGUUUCUAUAGUGCAAGCUGUCAGUGUGGUCGAGUGUUUGAAUGAACUUUAACAGAGUUACGCUUCAACAUAAUAGCGAAUUUAUUAAUUUAAUGGUUUCAGUUAUAACGAUGUGUAAUCUUAUAAAGCGUUCGAUACGCGCGACAUUUUUUAGUAUUCCUGCAAGCGAUGGUCAUGAACGAUGAAAACAAACGGCGCGGACAAGCGAUUAAAAUUGCAAGAGAGACUAUAUACUAACAAUCAAAAAAAGAGAUAUAAUUCCGUGAAACAUUUACAGAGACAACAAUUUUCAUUCACGAAGACAAGUAUUAAAGUUUCUCUAAAAAUCCUGAGUCUUUAAGCGUAAAGCUUAAGUUUAUGUUUUAGCCGGCUUCCCGGCGCGGUGUUUACUGUUUUUGAAGGUGAACUCCUCGAAGCAAGAAAAUCGCUCAAAGUUUUCUUUCUACAAAAAACAGUCAUAUUUAAGACUACGUUCACCCGGACGAUCAUGCUUCACCUACUGAAAUGACUCCCAGGUUCAAACCUUUCAGAGUUGUAACACAUUUUUCCUGUUUGGUUUAUCAGAGAGUAAAAGAGAUAAUUCAUGCCCAUGACCCAAAGCAGCCACUCUUCCUUUACAUGGCAUUUCAGAAUGUGCACAAUCCCAUUCAAGCUCCGGAAAAAUACGUGGAAAAAUACGACUUUAUUGACCAGAAGAUGAGAAGAGUCCAUGCCGGUAUGGCCGAUAUACUGGACGAAGCUGUAGGCAACAUUACCAAAAUGUUCAAAGAAAAAGGGUACGUUCCUAGUACAGCCUGAAGACAGGAAACAACAGCCUUUAGAUGACAAGGGUAGAGAUUUAAUUUUACUGUGACUUCCAUUUUUUCUGUCGGCCGCCAGGCCAGUUUUGUCCAUAUACUUCACCCGUGAUACUUUAAACCUUCCAGUUGAAGUUGACACUUUUAUGACUAGUUCUUAGAAAUACAGUUAUUUAUUUGGUUUAAGUAGUUCUCAUAGCUCCGUCUCAAAGAAUCAUUGCGAUUCCUGGAAAAUAAGCCCAAAAUGGUUUCUCGAAUAAAUUUGUUGUCUGGUAUAAAGAAACUCAAUCGCGAUUGCUUGAAAUGCCGGUCCGUUUUAAAUUGCUUGGAACCAUUCUCUCUUGUUUAAACUCCUUGCAUCAAUCGGCAUCUCUCUCGCGCGCAAAGCUAAUUGUAACCGUGUUUGCUAUUUCAGGCUUUGGAACAACACUUUGACAGUGUUCAGUACUGAUAAUGGCGGAGAACCAGUUUACGGCGGAUACAACUGGCCUUUAAGAGGGACAAAACACACCUUGUGGGAGGGAGGGGUGAGAGGGGCUGCAUUUGUCCAUGGAAAAAUGCUGGAAAAAACGGGCGUGAAAUGCAAAGGACUUCUUCAUAUCAGCGACUUUUUUCCGACACUUAUUAAUUUGGCAGGUAUGUUAAACAUAGCGUGUAACGUGCACACAAACAAAAACAAAUACGCAGGCUCUUGUCGCUUGGAUGCCAGUCAUCCUAAUUUCGUCAUCUCGUUCCCAGAGUCCGCGUUGCUUUGUCCAGCGGACGCUGGACAAGGGUAACGCGAACUCUGGGAACGAGAUUGCAGUCAUCCAUUUUAGUUGAUACUGCAAGAGUUUAAUUACUGUAAAGAACUGAAUUUUUGUUUUAAGUUUUGACAUUUCUUUCUCUUGUCAACAUAAAUUUUCAAAGCGUAGUUACUUUGAGUGACACCCGCAGUGCCUACAGAGUUAACAAACGAAACCAUUCUUUGUUAUUUACGGAUUUUUAUCGACCUCUUUUGAUAUUUUAACAUUUCUCCUUGCAAUGGGCAAACUGAACGCAGGGGCAUCCCACGACGGUUUCCUCCAAAAUACGUUGAAAAUACUUUUAAUUUUAGGCUACCCAAAGUACUUUAGAUCUCUAGAAAUGCAUUCUAAGCGGCGCUACAAAUUUUUUAUCUGUUCGGUCAUCCUAGGGGAACUUAAGUCUUUUCGAAAAUACGAGGGCGUUAGUAUCAUUUUACAAAAAAUUUUAGGUGCAAUUUAGCGUUCUACGAAAGUGAGGAUUUUUUUGAUUCCUCUGUCCAUCACAUUUUAGAAACCGAAAAUUUUAGGUUUCCUUUUUCUACGAAAAAUAGUGUAACCUGGCUAGUAAACUAUGAAAAAUUAAACUUCAGAAAAUCGUAGGGAAUUUAUUGGAUAAACUUCGAAAAUUGUACAUGCAUGGAACGUUCAUCUACAAAUUUUUAACCGUCCUCAAGUAAAAGAAAAUUCUAGGCAACAUUUCCAUCUCCGAACCGGAUAUUUAAAGAAAACAGUCGGUGGGUGCCCCUGGGAAUGUCUCAGAAGCAAUAAUUAUAGUAGUGUCAGUAUAGAGGAAAAUUUUUUGCGAGCCUCAAUUUUUAUAGCCAUAUUCGUUGUAUCGCGCUGCGUGUAAGAACGAAGCAAUGUCUGCCUGCUGCCCUCAACAAAAAUUCUACUCUUCAUCGCGAUUUCCUUCGCUAUUCUUGAGCAGUUUAGGGUCAUUCUCGAUUUUGUUUUUGCGGACCAAACUGGACGAGUGCGUUGCAUUGUGAUUUGCAUUAACUCCACCCCCAAUCAAAUGAUUGACGGAACAGAACAACCCAUUCGAAGUUUUCAAACACGCAGCGCGAUACAACGAAUUUGGCUAUAACAAACUUCGCCAUUGCGUGCCUUGUUUUAACCUAUUUUUUACGUUGUGACUAGUAUGCAAGUAUUGUUUGAAAUCUUUUAUUAGGAGGCUCAUAUGAUCCACAUAAGCCAAUCCCUAUGGACGGUUUUGAUGUGUGGAACACCAUAUCACGUGGCGAUGCUUCUCCACGCACUGAAAUCCUGCUUAACAUUGAUAACCUACUUCCCAAUGGUUCCAGACUGGGGAAUUUUCAAGGAAUGGCCCUUCGAAUGGGAAGCAUGAAACUCUUAAUGAAUGUCCCAAAUAUCACCUGGUUUAAACCCCCUGAGUUGGGAGGUACAUUCCCGGAACAAGUAAUUACCAGUGGCGUUCUUAGAGAAGAGACAGAUGAGCAUAUUUUAAAGGAACUUCAGCAAAGUUACAUUGUAAGUCCCAAGUAGUCUUUAAUUUGUACGAAAUCUCAUCAUUGUUCAGUGGGUUAGCAUGUUAUAUUCACUGAGAUGAAGAGACUCCUUCAAGAAUAAAUGUUGAUACAUCAAAGCAGGCCUUAAGGAAAUCUUUGCUAACGUCAUUUGUUUAAAUUUUUCCUAAAAAAAGUUUACGACUUAACUCAGUGAAUUUUGGCCGUAUAUACGAACUAAAUGCAAAAGUUGAAAGAGCAUCUUGAUUAAUUGGACAAUUUUUGCAAUUUUGCUCUUUGUUCUGAGCAAUAUUGAGGGAAAUAUCAGCAAUCAAAAACUGCGAAAACUGUUGGCAAAAAAGUUAAUGAGCCAUACAUUCUCUGUAAAAUUUCGAGUUUUCAGAAAGAGGCGAAUCCGAAACCAUUCCGUGUUUUGGGCUCAAAUUUUCAAAAUAUUUUGAAACUGUUAUGCUCUUUCAAUAUUCAGAGUUUUUAUUUUAUUACCGUCAUCAGAUAGUGAUAAGCAUAUGUUAAUGAGGUAAAAAGUGUAAACAAAGAUUCGCCUAUAGGCUGUUGUUCUCGUUAGGGGUAGGUGGUGUUGCUAAGCAAAAAGAAUUGCAUCAAUGGCGGAGGUUCGUGAAACUUUUGUCCCCUAGCCUGAGUAGCUAGCGGAAUUGUUUUGCGCGCGCGAGAGUUUUUGCGGCGAAGCCGCGAGCGCCUCAGUCAGGUCCAAGAAAAUCCCUCCUAUUUCUCCGCGCGGCUCCGCAGCUCCUCUGCCAAAACUUUGCUCGCACUCAUAUUCCCGCAGGCUACGCAGGCUAUUUGUCCCCAGGCAAAGUUAUAUACCUUGCAAGUCCUGAUUACAAGCAGAAGAGGUUUUCGUAAGAAGCGAUUACUAGAAAAGUCCUUUCUCAAACACGUUAUGUUACGAUCCAUGCUAUACUAAGAGGUCAUUAUACUAUACCUCAUAAUACCUUUCAAACUUGAAACAGCUACUAAAACCGCCAUAUUAACAACUGUCGUUGCUUUCCGGACAGGCUCCCGCUUCACUUGCCCCACCGACCACCGUUAAUAUCAGGGAGCUCAGGCAAUCACGCCGACGACGACAUGAAAACUGAAACAAUUUUUUUUAUAUUGUUUUAAGAGCAAAACAGCUCUACCCGUGCAUCACGCUUUUUAGUACAUACCCUUGACAUCCACUGCACGUCUACGACGUGGAACCUCCGGAAUGCGACGUUUUAUGGAGGACGGGAGCAUACCACGACGAAUUUUCCUCUCUCUUUUUGAACCUGGACAAAGUCCUUAAGAAUCAAACUCCAGGAGUAAUCGCCUUCAUUUGACAAAUUGAAAGCGUCCAAAUAGACGCGAUAAAAUUUGAAAGGACGCAAAUUCAUUUUCUUGGCGACGUUUCAAUGCCUUCGCCGUCAUCCUAUUUUAAUAUUCAUUCAAUAUAUUAAUUCUUCAUAACCAACGGGUGCUUACCAUAUUUGGAAGAUGCGAACAAUAUACCAUCGAUUCGAUGAUAUAUUUGAUUGGAAACGAGGAUGAUCGAUGGUAUAUUUGAUUGGAAACGAGGAUGAUCGAUGGUAUAUUUGAUUGGAAACGAGGCUGCUUGGGCAAAGGUGGACUAAAAAGUGGCCUUUACAGCUAUUCGAAGACGAAAUAGCUGAACUUCUGUUUUAAACUGAAUGGAAGAAAUUCAAGAAUGCGCAAAACAUAUUGCUCGAUGGAUUUUAAUAUCUUCUUUUUGAGAAGUAUCUGCAAGAAAAAACGUCUGUUUAUAUCCUGAAACCGUGCCGAGAAAUAGGCCAUAGUUUUGAAAAAAGACUGCAAGGAGGUAAGCAUGUUAAGAACUGACAAAUAUUUUGAAUUAAUAACAACUGUCGUACGAUGUGAAGAAUUAUGCAGAUCACGGAGGAUGUUAUCCACCGCUGAAGGCCCGCGGUGGAUAACAUCCUCCUCGAACUGCAUAAUUCUUCACCUCCUACUCAGCCUCAUUCAAUAAUUUGUUAACUAAAGCACGAUCAUUGUUCUUCAACCACAUAGGAUAGUGCUGACGUUUUGGAUGUAGUGCUUUACAACAUCACCGCUGACCCAGAGGAAAGACAUGACCUCAGCGGCGAACUCCCGGAUGUUGUGGAGAAGAUGAAAGAAAGACUGAAGUAUUACGAGAAGACUUCGGUCCCGCCCGCGUUCAAACCAGGCGAUCCAAAUGCAAUAAAAGAAGCACGGAAGAAUGGGAUAUGGGGACCUUGGAUGUGAACAUUUCACUUUCAUCAAAGCAGUUAAGCAAAAUGUAACUGAACAACAUUUGAUGUUCAAGUUAGCUCAAGUUGAUAUGCAUCUUCAACUUGAACCAAUUAUCGCAAGAAACAAUCUCGCAAAGAACUUAAUUUGGGUAAUUUUAGUGUUGACACGGGCCAAUAAAAUCCACAACAUUUCUCAAAAUGAAUAUAUGAACUUGAGAUGUAGAAUUAUCAGUUAGGAUUGAAACAAUGAAGCUUAAACCUAUUUAAGAAAUGGAGGUUCUUUGCAGCUGUAAAUUAUGUCACUAGCGAUG
Messenger RNA from Porites lobata, 10213 nucleotides. The record is from the annotation of a GenBank genome assembly. NCBI's taxonomy places the organism in Eukaryota, Metazoa, Cnidaria, Anthozoa, Scleractinia, Poritidae.